AUGGUACGUCGCUCCUCCACUCGUGUGGGAGGUGUGGGCGUGGUACAUCGCUCCUCCACUCGUGUGGGAGGGGUGGGCGUGGUACGUCGCUCCUCCACUCGUGUGGGAGGUGUGGGUGUGGUACGUCGCUCCUCCACUCGUGUGGGAGCUGCUGCUGCUGUUCCUGCUGUUGUUGCUUUAUUUGAUGUAGUUGCUUCUGUUUCCGUGCCUGCUGCUCUUGUUGCUGUACUUGCUGUUGAGUGUGUCGUUGCAAUUCAAGGAGGAAAACAGCAACUCUCACCAAUUUUUCCGGUGGUUCCGGUGAUGGGCCUUGACGGAGGAUUGGCUGCCCUGCCCUGUGACGUCACGCAUUCCCCUAGUGACGAAAUCUUCCUCCUCCUGUGGUUUCGUGAACCCCUCACCACACCCAUCUACAGACUAGACGAGCGGUUACAAGGUCUUGAGGAGAAGCACUGGUCAGACGAGCAGCAACUGGGGUCGAGGGCGAGUUUGGAGGUUGGACCGUCGAGGGCGACCCUCUUGGUGAGGUCGGUGACGCGGGCUGACCAGGGCCUUUACACCUGCAGGGUCGACUACAAGACCAGACCCACCAAGACCACCAGAGUCAGCCUCACUGUGGUCGUGCCCCCGGAUAGUGUGAGUGUGGUCGAGGGUGGUCAGGAGACCCCCAGAGGCACCUCCCGGACCAUGGUGGGGCCCUUCCUGGAGGGAGACACGCCCUCCCUAACUUGCAUCGCCCGUGGAGGAAGCCCCCGGCCGAAGGUGGCAUGGUACAAGGACUCUCAGCUCUACGACGGCUACAUGGAAUCCUCCGCUUCGGUAAACACUACGGAAUAUGACACUAAUUCAGAAGUCAAUGAAGGGAUUCCCAACGAAGCCACUACGCUAGAGUCGGGCCUGGGAACCUCCACAACGCUCGACCCGGGGUCCGCUUCCGCCAUUACGCUCGAUCUGGGGCGCGCUUCCGCCACUACGCUCGUUCCGGGGUUCACUUCCGCCAUUACGCUUGACCCGGGGCCCAACGCGAGGGGGGAGGAGCUAAUCACCGCUUACGGAGGAGAGCCUUAUAACACGCUCACUCUGGGGCCUCUGACCCGUGAAGACCUCCAGAUGGUGCUGACUUGUCAGGCAGCCAAUAACAACAUCACCCAACCUCCCUCGCUCGAUGUUGAGGUCGACUUGAACCUGCCUCCCCUGACAGUGGAUAUCGAACCCCCGGAGAAGGCUCCCUUGAUGGCCGGACAGCAGUACCAGAUCUGCUGUCAGGUAGUGGGCGCCCGUCCACCUCCCGUCAUUACCUGGUGGACAGAUCACCUGCAGCUGCUACAGGCCGAGGUCACGACCUCAGCAGACGGCAAUGUGACCACCAGCACCCUAGCUUUCACCCCAAGACCUGAGGACCAUGGUUCGACUCUCCGCUGUGUCGCCGAGACCUUCGCUGCUCCGUCCGUUAUGGAAGACACCUAUAACCUGACAGUGGAAUACGUGCCAGUAGUAAGCUGCGACUUGGGGCGGUCUAUACGCCACAGCAGUAUCGAGGAGGGAGACGAUGUGUACUUCGAGUGCUCCUUCGUCGCCAACCCCAGCGUGGUGCAGGUCUCCUGGCGGCACAAUAAUCGGACGCUGGAACACAACGUCCGGGGCGGUGUCAUCGUCGUCGGGAAAAAUUUGGUGCUGCAGGAGUUGCAGCGGGCACAGGCGGGCCGGUACACCUGCCACGCCCGCAACGCCGUGGGCGAGGGCGUCUCCAACGCCAUAAUUCUGGAUAUCAAGUAUGCCCCGGUAUGCUCGCCCGGCCAGAUCACCACCUACGCCGUCGGCCGCUUCGAGGACGCUGAAGUCACCUGCGCCGUGGACGCCAACCCCAUCCAGACGUCCUUCCGCUGGAUCUUUAACAAUACGGCCGACACCAUAGACGUGCCCCCAGGACGCUACACCUCCACCAAGAGUCACAGUGUCAUCACCUACAUGCCCAUGACGUCUCUGGACUAUGGGACGCUUCUGUGUUGGGCGACCAACGCCAUCGGCGUCCAGAGGAAGCCCUGCGUCUUUUAUAUCGUCCCUGCAGGUAAACCGGAGGCUCCAAGCAACUGCACCGUGGGGCGAGGAACGUCCACAUCCGUCAGGGUAGUUUGCUUAGCUGGUGGCAGCGGAGGCCUUCCCCAACAUUUCCUCCUACAGGCACGCCUCCACCAGGAACAUCAAACCCUAAAUUUCACCGCCAACGCCCUCCCGAUCUUUCAGGUAGAGGGGCUGAAGGUGGGUAAGACGUACCACCUUACCAUAAUGGCCGUCAACUCCAAGGGCUCCAGCGAGUCUGUCCUUCUCACCGUUACCAGCGGUCAAACCAACGGCUCCGUCUAUCAGCUGUAUGACGGUCCCUCUGAGGCCGAAGUCCGUGACGGAGGUAAAAUUGGCGCUACAGAGACCAAGGAUCCCGAAGAAGGUGACAACGACGAUGACGAUGAAAAGGCUGUCGACGAUAAGGCCCUCGGAAGCCUAGCACUGCCGUCCCUCCUGCUGGUGGCGCUCGGUGUUGGCUCCGGUCUGGUGUUCCUGGUGAUCCUACUGCUGCUCUUCCUCACCUUCCGCCGGAGAAGAGCGCCCCAGCUUCUCUCCCUCGCUGAUACUCAUCACCACAAGAAGAUGGUUGAUCUCCAUCACGACAGGUCUACAAGAAGCAGUCGUACCUCCUCCAUCCUGACGCCGGAACAUGACAGCGCCUGUCUGGAGAGAGAGAUGCAGCAGGUGGACACGGAAAGCGACGCAGAUCCGGACGUUAUUCCCCAACACCAGUGUCGUGUUGGUGGGGGAGAGGUGGUGGGGAGGGGACUUGCUCCACCACCCCCAGCUACGUUACUUCCCGUGGACGGCUACAAGUAUCCCUCCUACGUUACUUCCCAGGUGCGUUGUUGCUCAAUAUGCAUUCUUCUGUUAUAUAGUUACUGCAUUGGUAGGGUUUGUUCUAUGCAUUGUAGUGCUGUACUGCUUUGAUGUAGCCACUGAAGUGCUGUUCUGCAUAAAUGUAGCCACUGUAGUGCUGUUCUGCAUUGAUGUAGCCGCUGUAGUGAUGUACUGCUUUGAUAUAGCCACUAUAGUGCUGUAUUGCUUUGAUGUAUCCACUGUAGUGAUGUACUGCUUUGAUGUAUCCACUGUAGUGAUGUACUGCUUUGAUGUAUCCACUGUAGUGAUGUUCUGCAUUGAUGUAUCCACUGCAGUGCUGUACCAUCGUGAUGUAUCCACUGUAGUGAUAAUCUUCAUUGAUUUAUCCACUGUGGUACUAUUCUGCAUUGAUUUAUAUACUGUAGUCCUAUACUGCUUUGAUAUAGCUAUUGUAAGCCUAUACUGUAUUGAUGUAUCCACUGUAGUGC
This is a messenger RNA of Procambarus clarkii (red swamp crayfish), 3371 nucleotides long. RefSeq names its product nephrin. NCBI's taxonomy places the organism in Eukaryota, Metazoa, Arthropoda, Malacostraca, Decapoda, Cambaridae. The record is from RefSeq and is a predicted model, not a curated record. Gene Ontology annotation, molecular function: protein binding.